AGUCAGAAUCACACAGGCAGCAGGCGGUCUAACAUCAGUCUAACAUCAGUGUAACAUCAACCUGAGAGGUUCUGCUAACUGAGAAACACCAUGAAGAACUUCGUCUGUCUCUGGUUUGUUCUGGGUUUUGUGGAUCAGUCUCUCUGUGAAGAUCCUGUAACCAUCACAGCAGAACCAGGACAGAACGUCACUCUGACAUGCAGAUCUCACAGGAACAGCAUCGUUACAGCUGUAAGGCUGACCAGAGACAACCUGGAUCCACAAUACGUGUUUCUCUACAGGGAUGAGCAGAUUGAUAAAGAGCUCCAGAAUCCACAGUAUUUGGGCCGAACAGAACUCCAAAGUGUUCCCACCUCUGAUGGAAAUGUCAAUUUGACUAUAAAGAAUGUGACAGAGAAGGACAGUGGAAAAUAUGAGUGUCGUGUCAAGACUGAAAUAAAAAGCAACACACGCAGGAAGAGAUCCGACUUUGAAAACACCAUCAUCCAGCUGCAUGUAGCUGCUGGUCCUCAAGGAAACCAGAAUGGAGGGAACCAAGACGGGUUAGGUGUCAGUCGAAGUCCUGUUGUCCUGAUGGUGGCUCUGGCUGCUGUAGUUUCUGUCAUUGUUGCCAUGGUGAUAAAAACAGUUAUUAGGAGGAAGAAGAUCAAAACUCUUUCUGCUUCUUUCCCUGAAGAUGCAGAGAAACCUCCAUUAAUCUGACUGAAAGUUGUUUCUGGAUCAUCAUCAACUUUGUCUUUAGUCAAUAACAACAUGCAAAUAUCAGCAACAGAGACAAAAACCAUGAAGAUCAAUAAUUUAAUGAUCAGUUAUUGUAAUAUUAACCUGAUCAACUUGUGGUUGAUUCCUGCACUAACAUGUGUCCUCUCUGUUGAAUUGCUACCUUGUCGUGGUGGAGGGGCUUCAAUGAUUGUCACCUCCUGGGGGGUUAAUAAUAAUAAUAAUGAUAAUAAUAAUGAUAAUAAUAAUAAUAAUAGUAUUAUUAUUAUUAUUAUAUUAGACCUGCCCUAGAGAGGAAUCAGACCAAAAGCAAUUCAAACACCUCUACAUGUUUUAGUGCAGUUUUGGAACCACAGAUAAUAAAAUGAUGUUAAAUUAUAAUUGGAAAAAUUAAUAAUGUAUUUUCA
Gambusia affinis (western mosquitofish) is the source of this 1127-nucleotide messenger RNA. Its product is annotated as butyrophilin-like protein 8. NCBI's taxonomy places the organism in Eukaryota, Metazoa, Chordata, Actinopteri, Cyprinodontiformes, Poeciliidae. The transcript is spliced from 3 exons. The coding region runs from base 91 to 702 and encodes 203 amino acids. The record is from RefSeq and is a predicted model, not a curated record.